AUGAAGGCCGCCGCCACUUUUGCGCUUUCCGUCCUCGCUCUUCUCCCCUUCGUCUCGGCCCACGGCUAUGUCAGCCAGGUCACGAUCGACGGCACGUCCUACAAGGGCAAUACCCCCGGCAGCAGCAGUGUCAAGUCGGCGAUCCGCAUGAUUGACGACGUCAGCCCCGUCAAGGGCGCGACGAACAAGUACCUCUCGUGCGGCCAGAACGCGCAGAAGGCAUCGACGGUCGCCACCGCCAGCCCCGGGAGCAAGGUCAGCUUCAAGUGGUCGGCAAUAACCGGUGGUAAUUGGUUCCACAACGUCGGCCCGCUCAUGACGUACAUGGCGUCCUGCGGCACCGCCAGCUGCACGAGCUUCAACUCGUCCGGCGCGCGCUGGUUCAAGAUCGCGCAGGCGGGCCUGCAGAGCGACGGCACGUGGGCGCAGGCCGCGCUCCUGACUGGGGCCGCGGCGACCGUGACGCUCCCGUCGAACAUCGCCCCCGGCGAGUACCUCAUCCGCCACGAGAUCAUCGCGCUGCACACGGCGAUGACUUCUGGGGGUGCCGAGUUCUACCCGUCGUGCACCCAGCUGAAGAUCGGGGGCAGCAAGACCGGCACGCCGAACGCGACCGUGUCGUUCCCUGGCGCGUACAAGGACUCGGACGCGGGUAUUCUUGUCGACGUGUACGACCUUGUCGGCUCGUACGUCUUCCCCGGCCCGGCCAUCUCCAACCUCUCGGGCAAGACCUCCGUCGCCACUAGCAACACCACCACCACCGCGUCCGACUCCGAGACGAGCACUUCGUCGGCGACCUCGUCUACGACUACCACGGUCUCGCGCCGCGUCAGCCGCGUCAUGCGCGCCGUCCUCUAG
Molecule: messenger RNA, 858 nt
Organism: Trametes versicolor FP-101664 SS1
Lineage: Eukaryota; Fungi; Basidiomycota; Agaricomycetes; Polyporales; Polyporaceae
Product: glycoside hydrolase
Exons: 3
Coding region: 1-858 (285 amino acids)
Source: RefSeq, a predicted model, not a curated record